AUGUCAAUCCGAGUUCUAUUGCAUAUGCAAGACGAACUGAGCGAAUUAGAGCAAAGGCUCAGGGCGCUGGAUACGGCCGAUUGGACUUCCGGGAAUGCCAUAGACCUGUACUCCUUGCACUCGCGAAGAAAUGAUCAGAACAUUGAACGAAAAGCCAUUAUGACAGCGUUGGAGCGCAGGAUGUAUCAAUAUCAGAAGCGGCUGUAUAUACAUUCACAAUGCUUGAAAAUGGAAAAAGCGCGAGACAUGUACGCCGACAGCGUCAGUCAUUGGAUCGAUGGCCGCAAACCCGUCGUCGAAGAAGAAUCACAUUGGAUCGAUGAACGUGACGACCUAGCGAGUCUGGGACUCAAAGUCGAAGACUACCACCUUUUCGAGAAGUGGGCGGAAGAGAAAUUCUCUCGGGUCUUUGUUACAAAGAAUCGACCACUCUUUGGUGAAGAAGUGCGCUUCUACUCGUCGACAACCAUCCGCCGGGUGGUCAGAUGCUUCUUGACUCUGAUCAGCGUCAUCAUCCUCAUUGGCCCACUCUUUGCUUUGUCCUACACCGAGAGACAAGAAUAUCGUUUGACACUCAUUGCCUGUUUUUCGUUGGUCUUUGCCUCGGCGAUCGCCUUCGUAACGAAGAGCCGGAAUUUCGAAGUUUUUGUGGCGACGGCAGCCUACGCUGCAGUGCUGGUAGUUUUUGUUGGGAAUAACUAUGAGGGCCAAUAA
This is a messenger RNA of Cladophialophora bantiana CBS 173.52, 714 nucleotides long. RefSeq lists its product as uncharacterized. NCBI's taxonomy places the organism in Eukaryota, Fungi, Ascomycota, Eurotiomycetes, Chaetothyriales, Herpotrichiellaceae. The record is from RefSeq and is a predicted model, not a curated record. Bases 1 to 714 code for a protein of 237 amino acids. The transcript has 4 exons.